AUGACUGAUUUUCUCAAUUCGCUCAUGGUGGACAAAGACGUGAAGAAUUCUCAGUCACGACAAUACAUUUUGAUACUCUUUUGGGAGUAUUCAGCCGAAGAUGAUACACAUAUACAAGACGAAGAGGAGGAAGUAGAGGAAGAUAAAGAGGAGGAUGAGGACUUUAUCUUUGCUGCUCCUUCUCGGAAACGUCCACGAGCAGUCAGUAAGACUAGAGAUACUUCUCAUAUCAAAACUGAACCUCUAUCACCUUCGCGAUCAACACCAAAACCACGAGGCCCGAGAAACUCAAAUCUAAGACCUUUCUGGGAGCCUACACCAGCUCCAGUUGAUACUUCUAUCGAAGAAAUCGAGGCUAUCAUCCAAGAGGGACGUGAGGAGGAAGCAAUCUUUGAAGCAGAGAUUAGAGCGUUUGAUCAAGAGAUUAGAGCGUUUAAUCGAGGCGGUACUACUGAAUCAACUACUAGUAGGGAUAGGGAUGAGAGCGUUAUUGAUAUCGAGAAUCUUGCACAAGCUAAUAUAGCAAGUGAGGAUUCGCUAGAUGUCCCUGCUGCUCAUACCCGUGGAAAACAUGGUAUCAAGGUGCCAAAGAAACAGUCUUAG
Molecule: messenger RNA, 603 nt
Organism: Talaromyces amestolkiae
Lineage: Eukaryota; Fungi; Ascomycota; Eurotiomycetes; Eurotiales; Trichocomaceae
Exons: 1
Coding region: 1-603 (200 amino acids)
Source: RefSeq, a predicted model, not a curated record